This is a messenger RNA of Elaeis guineensis (African oil palm), 3084 nucleotides long. Lineage: Eukaryota; Viridiplantae; Streptophyta; Magnoliopsida; Arecales; Arecaceae. The record is from RefSeq and is a predicted model, not a curated record.
AUGACCAAGGUGAUAUCUAGGCCUAGGAGUGCAGUAACUACUCGACAAAAGAUGAUAGCUUUCAUGGGAUUGAAGCACACCAUCUUGCUCCUCCUCCUCCUCCAACACAUCGUCUCCGGAGAUGAUCAACCGCUCCCGUAUCGUCGACAACAAGCAAUUCUCCGAGAGAAGGCCACCCUCUUGUUUUUCAAGAACAACAUAAUAUCUCCACCACAAGCAGCUCUCGCAAAUUGGAACGAGUCCACCGAUGUUUGUGACUUCAUAGGUGUCAUCUGCGAUCGAUGGCGACUCCAUGUCGUGCGUCUCCAACUUCGUGGGAACCAUCUCGAUGGCCCAAUUCCACCAUCUCUCGCCAACCUCACCGGACUUGAAUGGUUGGACCUGUCCGAGAACCAUCUCACCGGGCACAUUCCAGUCGAAUUCUCCAACCUCGAGCAACUCAUGUUCCUAGAAUUGUCAGCUAACCUUCUCGAUGGCCCAAUUCCACAAUCUCUUGCCACCAUCAGUAGCCUUUUCUAUAUCAACCUCGGCUACAACCUUCUAACAGGUCAGAUUCCAGCCUUGAUCCUUCGCAACUGCAGUCAAUUACAAGAUGUGGACUUCUCGGUCAAUUAUCUCACUGGUGAGAUCCCUUCGGAGGCCCGAAUUCAUCUGCCAAACUUGAGCAUUCUCAACCUUUACUCCGAUAAUUUGACUGGAAAAUUACCCCCGUGGCUUUCAAAUUCAUCAUUCCUAAGUCAGCUGGACGUCGGAUAUAACUUCCUUUCAGGUGAACUGCCUUCGGACAUCGUCUCGAACAAGACAUACCUUAAAGUUCUUCAUUUGUCUUACAACAAUUUUUCAAGCCACCAUAUCGACACUGACUUGAGACCAUUUUUCUUAGCUAUUUCCAACUGCUCAAAGCUGACGGAACUUGAGAUGGCAGGACUAGCGCUUGUUGGACCAUUGCCUCAACUUGUAGGUGGAGUCCCCAAAAGCUUGUCUACAAUUCAGUUGGGUGACAACAUGAUCUUCGGACAAAUCCCUCCUGACAUUGGCCAUCUUGUUAAUAUCACGCUAUUGAAUCUGUCGAGCAACCUUCUCAAUGGAACUAUUCCAACUCUGAUCGGCAAACUUCUGAAGUUAGAGCAACUAAUCUUUUCCGAUAACUUCUUGAGUGGUGUGAUUCCUCCGGAGAUUGGAAACAUUGGCUCAAUAGGUCUGCUUGAUUUAUCCAACAACACAUUGUCUGGUGAAAUCCCAAGGAGCCUUGGAAAUCUAAGUCUUAUCAGUGAGAUUCAUCUUCAGAAGAACCAGCUUUAUGGAGAAAUACCUGCUAGUCUCGGAAGGUGCAUGAACUUACUAAAACUAGAUCUGUCAUACAACAGAUUAACAGGAAGGAUACCUCUAGAAAUGUCCGGCAUUGUAAAGAUUUCCUUUAACCUUUCACACAAUCAGCUUCAAGGUCCUUUGCCGAUAGAGCUUAGCAAGAUGGAUCAGGUGCAAGAGAUUGAUUUGUCAUCGAAUAACCUCACUGGUGAAGUGAUAUCUCAGCUGUCAGCAUGUGCUGAACUGAAGCUCAUCAACCUCUCACACAAUUCUCUUCAAGGACAGCUUCCCAAAUCAUUUGGAGAUCUCCAAAACCUUGAGACUCUUGACGUUUCUUUCAAUUACUUGACUGGGGAGAUUCCAUUGAAACUUAACAAAUGCACCCGUCUCACCCAUUUGAAUCUUUCAUACAAUGACUUCAAUGGACCAAUACCCGCUGGUAGAGUCUUCUCAUUAUUCACCAAUCUAUCCUAUCUUGGAAAUCCACAUUUAUGUGGCUCAGUCGUCGGACGGGCUUGUUCCGAACGACGAAGAUGGCUGCACUCGCAUAAAUUCUUGAUCACCAUUUGCGUCAGUGCUUCAUUAUUAGCAUUGUUACUGGCAUUAUGUUGUGUGAUUGGAAUUAGAAAGACCCGAGGCAGGAUUUUCAGAGGGAGAGAUGACAUGUUUGGUAGCUCAUCGCUGGUGCUAAAAUCAAGUUUCCCACGAAUCACCUACCGAGAACUUGUCAAGGCAACCGGAGAAUUUGAUCAGGAUAGGUUAAUUGGUUCUGGUAGCUAUGGACGGGUCUACAAAGGAGUAUUAAGAGACGGGACCAUUGUUGCAGUGAAAGUACUGCACCUCCAAACUGGCAAUUCCACGAAGAGCUUCAACAGAGAAUGCCAGGUUCUGAAGAGAAUUAGACAUCGGAACCUUAUGAGAAUCAUUACAGCAUGUAGCCGACCGGAUUUCAAGGCUUUGGUCCUUCCUUUCAUGGCCAACGGAAGCCUCGAGAGCGUUCUGUAUUCAGGAUCUUCGGAACUAAGCUUGAUCCAGAGGGUGAAUAUUUGCAGUGAUAUAGCUGAAGGAAUAGCCUACUUGCAUCACCACUCCCCUGUGAUGGUCAUACACUGUGAUCUGAAGCCCAGCAAUGUGCUUCUUAAUGAUGGUAUGACUGCUUUGGUCUCUGAUUUUGGGAUUGCAAGGCUGGUGAUGAAUGUUGGAGCGGGGAACACGACUGGGGCUGACGACAUGGGGAGUUCGACUGCAACUAUGCUCAGGGGCUCUAUUGGAUACAUAGCACCAGAGUACGGAAUUGGCUCAGAUGCAUCAAUCAAGGGAGAUGUUUACAGCUUCGGCGUUGUAGUCCUUGAAAUGGUCACCAGGAAGAGACCCACAGACGAAAUGUUCAAAGGUGGUUUGGGCUUACCCAACUGGGUGAAGAGCCACUACAUUGGGAGGAUGGAGACGGUCAUCGAUGCCUCCUUGGUGACUGCUGUGGAGAAUCAGACAUAUGAAGUGAAAAGAAUGUGGGAGGUGGCAAUUGGAGAGUUGGUAGAUUUGGGUCUACUCUGCACCCAGGAGAGCCCGUCGAGUAGGCCGACGAUGCUGGAUGCUGCUGAUGACUUGGGUCGCUUGAAGAGGUAUCUUUCGGGUGACACAACCACCAGUUUUGCCACCUCUUUGGGAAUGUCAUCUUCCACCAUUGGGGAGGAUGCAGGCACAAGCAUAUCAAACUUGGAUUAAUGGGUUCUAAAAAAUAUGAAAUCACAAUGUUCUGAUAGGCAAUGCUUUCAA